AGUAGACGGUAGUAUUCGUUUUGACGUGGUCGUAUAUACAUUCGUGCACUCCGUCCUUUAGAAAUACUCGUACUUCAUCGUACCCGAAGUCUCCAGAAAAAUUAAAAGACAAUGGCACCCAAAAUCAUGUUGCUGAUCACCUUGUCAGUUGCGUCCGCCGUGCUAGUCUCCGCCGCUUCCCCGCCGUUCCAAGAACGCAAAGCCAUAGUCGUUCUCAAGGGACCCGGCCAGGUGAGCGGUAACGUGACAUUUAUCCAGGCUAAUCGCGGUGGCCCAGUCAUGAUAACCGGAGUGGUGUCCGGUCUUACCGAAGGACCGCACGGUUUCCACGUUCAUGAGAAGGGAGACGUGACCAACGGAUGCAUAUCCACCGGAUCGCACUUCAACCCACAAGGGAACAAACACGGCGGACCCAACGACGAGACCAGACACGCCGGAGACUUGGGCAACAUCCAAGCGGACAACACGGGGGUGGCACAGUUCUCUUACUCGGACUCUCUCAUCUCGCUGGUCGGCGCCCACAACAUCCUGGGUCGCGCGGUGGUCGUGCACGCCGACACCGACGACAUGGGCCGCGGAGGGUUCACCGACAGCCUGACCACCGGACACGCCGGUUCCAGGGUUGCGUGCGGAGUCAUCGGAAUCCUUGAUCCGAUCACGCCGUGGGACAAGUCGGCGGGUCACCGAAGUCCGUCCACAUCGCACGUCUUGUUGCUGACCGCCGUGGCCGCGAUAGCUUCCAUGUUGGCCGCCAACUCGAUUUAAACGCACACGCCGACCAUAUCCACCUGCACUUCCACCGCUACGCCUCCGAUGCCGCGAAAAACUCCCGUUACGCGAAGGUUCUCUCUUUCUCUCAUAACCACAUUUUUUUUUGUGCAAAUCUGUGCGAUUGCGCAUCUCUUUACUCAGCGGUGACUAUAUAAGGCAACCGCCACAAUAUUACGCCCGAAAUCUACAGUGGUUAAUACCUACUUAACCUUUAGUAACCGUAUAGGUAUACGUUACGACCAUAAUAUUAUAUGUUAUAUGUACAUUGUACAAGUGUUUAGGUUGGCGUGUACCUCUAUUAUAAUUUAUAUUAUGUUUAAUUAUCCUCAUCUCGAGCGCAGACAAAAAUGAAUAACAAUUAUUACUAUCACACAAUUAAAAUCUGAAAAUACAUUUCAUAUAGGCGGCGUCACUAUGCUGAGUGGGGGCUUGAUAGGGGUUAAGUCCUUCUCGGUUUCGCUUUAAGACCCCCUUCAUAAAAAUAUGAUUUACGAUUACAUCAUUCUUUGCGAGGCUUUAAAAAAAAUUAAAGUUUUUUAAAAUCAUUAUUAUCAUUAAGACCUUACGUAACCACACCCCC
This is a messenger RNA of Acyrthosiphon pisum (pea aphid), 1351 nucleotides long. Its product is annotated as superoxide dismutase [Cu-Zn]-like. The coding region runs from base 112 to 765 and encodes 217 amino acids. Gene Ontology annotation, molecular function: copper ion binding. Gene Ontology annotation, biological process: superoxide metabolic process. The transcript has 5 exons. NCBI's taxonomy places the organism in Eukaryota, Metazoa, Arthropoda, Insecta, Hemiptera, Aphididae. The record is from RefSeq and is marked provisional.